AUGGAGCAUGUCUCUACACUUUGUGCGCUUGGCACCGUCGGCGUUGCAGCCACGGGGCUGGGAUUCGGUCGUGUAGAAGGUCCCUCCAAACCUGAACUUCACCGCAGAUCCAUCUUCUCAUCCUACGACCGCUCCGCGCCCGCCACUCCCUUCGCAGACCUUCAAACCUUCUCCGAUGCGCGACCUGGGUCUCGACACCUAGGAUCGAAAAGAUACGAUGUCUCUCCACACUCCGAGGCCUUCUCAAGAGGCAGCGACAGCUUUGAUACCCCUAAUAGCGAGGGGGAUGCGAAUUUACGAAAGGAAGCAAUACUGGGCCCCGCAAGACUGCGUCGCCGUCGCCAGACAUAUACCAACCCGCCAGUCACGCAAACUGCAGAAGAUGACUCGGUCGCAUCUCAUGCUAGGCGGCCAUCGUCUUCCUGGUUAAGGCGACUGUCCGGUGUCUCACAUUUAACUGAGAGCGUUUCCAGUCCCAGACCGACCACGGCAUCCUUUGACGGCUCAACUGCUCCUAUUCUUAAUGAGUCGUCAGGUCAGCGCCGGGAACCCAACAAGCUUGUCAAAAGAACCAUUUCGCAACAUGGAAAUGGUAAAUCGCUAUUUCAUCGGUCGUCGCUGAGCAUCACGGCUGCGCCGAUUUUACGGAGACCUGCAACCAGCUACCAAAGAUCCGAGUCGCUCAAGUUUCCUGAUCUUGUCGGAGCUCCUUCUGACGAUACGAAUCUCAGUCCUGCUGUAGCUUUGGUCUCUGGUGGCUCUUGGUUGCCCUACUUUCGAUCUAGUCUUGAUGGACUGCGGGACAAGGCGAUGAGAAGGUUUUCGACCGCAACUAAGCCGAAAGAUCAACCUAUCCGCCGCAUACUCCCAACCAACAACGUCGCUCCAACACUUCUCCUGGCUACGUCUAUCAGUAGGCAGGAAGCGAAUGGCGAUCAUAAAUGGGAUCAAGCGUCUGGCACCCCGGUGCAGUUUCGCGAUCCAUUUUCGUCUACUAUUUCGGUCCCGAAGCUGAAGGAUCCUCCUUUCUCAAAGGUUACAAGCAAGUUAGAACACUCCUCUGACACCAAUAACAAGGGAAGUCCCCAAGAAAGGGUAGAUAUGAACGGAGGUGUGGAUUCAGGGCUGCAGAAUGAUACCUUGACCCAUGCUAAGGGGAGAGCUCUGUCGACGCCUGUCCCUGAGGUGACAAAGUUGGAAAGAACAGCCCUCGGGGGUCCCAGAGUGCAAAGAAGACGGAAUAUCACCGACCCAAAUGUAUUUCGCCGCCCACAGAACGCGUCUGCCCCUGGACUUUCCAUUUCACUCCCUCCCAAGAUCCGUAAUUCCUCUGGGAGCUACGGUUCGGCCCUGUCUCCUCAGAACCUUCGGGACGGGAUGAUCCCCGGCAGCGAUGCUUUUCAACGCCCGUCGACUGCAGACGCGUUGCCGGUCUCGCCUACGUCUCGUCCAUUUGAGCUAAGGCCUUCUCCUCCAGCCCGCCAGCGCACAACGCGUCUUUCUUCUAUCGCAAUUUCCAACCCCUCGUCAACCGUGAUUGGUUCAGAUGAUACCCGCGUCUUUACUUCCGGGGAUGAAGAUGAAUCUGACUUUCUCAGUGAUACCGCCUUCGAUUCAGUGCGUACGCGUGUUACUCUGAAUAGUGUGUCGGAUAUCUGUAGUCCUCGGAUCGAAGGGCUCUUUGAUAGAAAUCAGGGCCAGUCUGUGGUGGUGGGGCAUGGGGGACUCAGCGGCCUCCCAGACGUUCUCCCACCUACUACUUUCUCUUUCCCUGAAACAAAUCAGGAGCCCGAUCAGAUUUCCAUCUUGGAUACGGCUCAUAAGUCCAGUUUAUCCGAGGCUGAUCGUUCCUCUCACAUGUUUGACAACAAAGGACCGAUGACCAGUUCUAUUUCGCUAUCGUCGGAUGACCAGGAUGCCUGCAGCCUAGUGGGUGCGCUACCCAGUGAGCUCAAUGCCCAGUUUGGCAGGCGGUUGGCCGUAUUCCCCGAUGACGAAGAUGAUUUCGGCGCCUCCUGGGAUGCGAACCUGAGCGUUUUUUCUACAAAGACAGAUACCCAUACAACACACCCCGAUUCUCGCAGCCUAAAUGAUACGUAUCCAAAGAUGAAUCCUUUCGACUGGUCUGAAGACCCCAGGAAUGAACGGGAAACCGAAGGGACUGAGGUGCGCCCCAGAACUGUGCAUGGCAAACAAGGCGGCGGUGACUUGAGGGGCAGCCGCCCGCCCGCCCGUAAGGGAGCGCAUACACUGCACCUUCGCAGCCAAAGUGUUCCCGUGGCUAGAGAGCCUGCAUUGAGCAACGACUCGCGCCAACCCCCUGGGAAAUUUGGUACUUGGGGCCUGGGCAGCAAGGGUGUCAGCGAAGACUGGGACAGUGAUUUCGAAUUCGAAGAUGCGGAUAACAGCAUGAUAAGCGACAGCAACAAAGACAUCACUACUAAAGUCGGCGGUUCUCGGGGAAUGUUCGUUCCACAGGCCAUCAUGGAGCGUCAAGCCAGUCUUCAUGGCCAGUUCGGCCAUGUCCAGGAACUUACUUUGUUGGUUGAAGAGAUGAAACGUCUGCGUCACCAAGCGAGCCUUUUACAAAUCGCCAAAGGUCCAUCCAGUGAGCUGUGGAGAGAGGCAGAGGGUAUUGUCAACCUCGCUACUGUCGAUGAUGAGGAACAUUACCCCUCCCCCCCACGCUCUCCUUCAUCGCUGACAUUCAGCUUCAACGAUUCUGAGGAAGAAGCUCACCCAAGGCCCAACUCCGCGGACCGUAACAGCGGAGAAUCAUGGCAAACACCACCUUCCGAGCAUACUGGAUCAAAUAGUCCCAUCAACUCUCCCGACAGACUCGUCAAGGAUCUUCCUGCGAGACCCAAGUCUGUUUUGGACAUGAUUUAUCAACAACGCCCGGCUUGUGAGCCACUCCAUCUUGACGUCAAAGGUCCUCCUCCUCAAAAAGUCGCUUUUGAUACUCAGUCUCUACGAGACCUAGUUGUGCGGGCAGGUGUAGUGACCCGUGCUUUGAAAGAUGUGAUUCGCAAAGCAGAAGGUGUCACUUCCACCUCUGAUGAGCCCCUUCCAACCUCUAAUCCCCCCUUCAGUCGCAUUUUCGAUCAGCCCCCCACCGUAUUUUCUAACUACGAAGCUGGUUACGUCAAUUAG
Molecule: messenger RNA, 3153 nt
Organism: Penicilliopsis zonata CBS 506.65
Lineage: Eukaryota; Fungi; Ascomycota; Eurotiomycetes; Eurotiales; Aspergillaceae
Exons: 2
Coding region: 1-3153 (1050 amino acids)
Biological process (GO): regulation of mitotic cytokinesis
Molecular function (GO): GTPase activator activity
Source: RefSeq, a predicted model, not a curated record